Messenger RNA from Zea mays, 1477 nucleotides. RefSeq lists its product as uncharacterized. NCBI's taxonomy places the organism in Eukaryota, Viridiplantae, Streptophyta, Magnoliopsida, Poales, Poaceae. The record is from RefSeq and is marked predicted. The coding region runs from base 327 to 1130 and encodes 267 amino acids. The transcript is spliced from 3 exons.
GCAGACUUCCUCCCAGCCCAUGGCGGCCUCCCUUCCUCUCCUCGGCUCCAUUGGUGUAGGUGAGCAGCAGUUCCUCCUCUCCUCCAGGGCGUCGCAUCUCCAGUCGGCCUUAUUCCUCCCCCCCAUCCGAGCGCCCAAGCCUGCGCCCUUCCCUGCUCCAUGGGCGUGAGCCUCCACCCCCCUGCAAUAGACGCUGCGCGAGAUCCUCCCAUGGCACCCCUGUUUUCCUAGCCAUGCAGCUCCCUACUCGUCUUCCACCCCGCCGGCAGCUUGGGGUCCGAGCAGGCACAACAGGAGCAUAGCCCCAUGGCGCCCAGGUGUUCUAGAUGCUCUGCUUUGGCCUCGCGAGCUCGCUGCGGGACGCCCUAGCCGCUGCUCGCCCCGACCACAUCUCCCUGGCCGAGCGCUCCCCUGUUGAAGCCCCUUGCCGAUGCCUUGCCCUCCUCCCUCCCCACGGUCUUCUUCCCCAUGGCGUCGGGAUCCCUCCUUCCGACGGCUGUGCUCCUCAAGCGUGCUCUACUCGAGCUCUGCCGGAUCUGCAACUUCCCUGCGCGCGACCGCGGCACAUGGUCCUGUGCUGCCCAUGGCCUCAACUCUCCAGCUCCCUCCAUGGCCGAGCAGGCGCUCCCAGCAGCAGCGAUGCUUGUUUCCUCUCCCUAGCCACUACGCCAUCAUGCUCCCGCUGCCCCUGCCUUUUUUUCCUAAGAGCCGAGCUCCAUUCCUGGCCGUGCCCAGGAAGUCCUGUCCGUGGGUUGGGGCCAAGGCUUUCCCUGGUUGGCCUCGCCGUGAGCAGCACCCCCGAUAUCUGCGCGCGCUGCCGGCUCGCUGUUUUGGGAAGCCCAGUGGACAACACGACGUCGACGCUCACCGGGUGUUUGCUGUUUUUGCGCAGCCCCAUCCGCGACGUCGUUCACCCCCGAAGGCAAGCCGCUCAACGCUCGUCGACGUUCGGAGCUAUGCACAAAUCAGAAUCGCCAUCGUUCUUACAAACGCCGAUUGAGUUUGUUUAUGGAACGAAAGAGGAUGAUCGUGCAAGUGAUGUGGUGCCACCCACAAGAUGCAGUCGGUGGACGAACCAAGGAAGGAUGGACAUAACAAGUGGAUGCUCGCCAAGCGAGUACCUCCCCUAGCAAACACUAUCUAAGUGUUAAAUUAAAGGCAAGCUCUGGUUUUAUGCAUAACCGUUUAUUAUGAUAUUUUACUACACUUAAUGUUUGUAGGUUUAUAAUGUGCACUUAAGUGUAGGAGUUGAUUGAAACCCUAGUUGCAUGAACUCAGGAAUCCUUUUGAGAUGGAUAUUAGUAUGCUAGGUUGAGUAGCUGCUUUACUAAUUAGGGAUCUCGGUAGAAGUCGAGUGAUUUUUCUAGCACUCGUGCGAGGUCAGGACUUGGUUGUAUCCAUUUUGAUAACAGAAUAAUGAUGGUCUAUAGACACGGAUCCAUGGGGAUGCGUUGUCUACGAGAUGAGAAAUUGGAAU